CUGCCGCUGCCGCUCCCGGUUGGGCGGGGCCACGGCGGCUGCUCGUCUCCGUGGCAACGGGGGGGGCGGAGCCGCGGGGGCCGCCGGGAGCCGCCGUGCGGUGCCGGAGGGGAGCAGGAUGGAGGGGCGCGGGGAGGCGGGCGAGGAGGAGGAGGAGGAGGAGGACGGGGGGGGGCUGCGCAUCACCCCCCAGCUGCUGAAGGCCAGCACCGGGGAGUUCGCCCUGGAGUCCAUUCUGCUGCUGAGGCUGCGCGGCCGCGGCAUCGCCCACCUGGGCUGCCUGGGCGACUGCACCAGCCUGGAGUGGCUGGACCUCUCCGGCAACGCCAUCACCCAGCUGGGGCCGCUGGCCGCCCUCAAGUCCCUCGCCGUGCUCAACCUGUCCCGUAACCGCGUCACCAGCCUGGAGCCGCUGGGCUCCUGUCACAACCUGCAGAGCCUCAACGUGGCCGGGAACCUGCUGAGCAGCCUGCAGCAGCUGCGCUGCCUGACGGGGCUGCGGCGCCUGGAGAGCCUGCGCCUCCGCGACCCCCUGGCCCGGCUCGCCAACCCGCUGUGCGCCGCGCCGGCGUACCGCGCCGCCCUGGCAGACAUGUUCCCCGGCCUCAAAGCCAUCGACGGCGAGCGGGUGUCCGGCCGCGGCAGCGAGCUCUACCAGCUCUGCCGGGAUCUCGACAGCUCGCUGGGACGCGGCGGCGGCAGCGCCGGUGCUGGCGCCGAACCGCCCCGCGUGGCGCAGCCCUGGGUGGAGGCGGGUUUUUGGGAGCCGCGGCCGCCCCGGCGCAGCUCCAUCAUGGAGGAGGCCUACAAGCAGUUUGGGGAGGUGCUGCAGGAGUGCCGGGAGCUGAGCCGCCGCGCCGACGACACCAUCGCCCAGGCGGAGCGGGCGCUGAACAGCCGCCCCGACCCCAACUCCUACGUCUUCUGAGCCGUCAGACCCCCCAGUGCCAUGAGAGGAGACCCCCCAACGCCGCUGCCAUCCUGGCCCAGCCUCGCCGGGGGGAACCCGGCCUCGAGGGUCCCCUGCAGAGCCACGGCAGGAGCACAGACGUCCUUUGGGAUUUUGGAGCCAUCCCUGAGCUCUCCAGCCUGGAGGAGACUGUGGGGCUGGGGAAGCUGCACAUGGGGACCAGGGGACAUCACGGGGACCAGGGGACAUUGCAGGGCUGUGCAGUAAAGGCGUGCUGUCCGCUGA
Molecule: messenger RNA, 1195 nt
Organism: Columba livia (rock pigeon)
Lineage: Eukaryota; Metazoa; Chordata; Aves; Columbiformes; Columbidae
Gene: LRRC61
Product: leucine rich repeat containing 61
Exons: 2
Coding region: 119-928 (269 amino acids)
Molecular function (GO): protein binding
Source: RefSeq, a predicted model, not a curated record